AUGGGUGGAUCCCGGUUCGACCUUUUGACUCUUGAACCUUCCCCUUUUCCGGAUCGAUGGCUGGGUCGGUUUUUAAAAUAUUGCAAAAUUCAAAAUGUUGAGACCCAAGACCAUUGCCUAGUUGGCCUUGGGUUAGGGUCGGGUGCCGUCGCCAUCCUUGUAACUGCCGUCGGACUGGAGAAGACCUUAAACCUUUCCUCACAACGCCUAGAAGCAAAUCGUAUGUCUAGAAACUAUAAUAACUGGGAAAGAAUUGUACAAGCCGUACUGAAGAUAGAACAUUAUCGGCAACUUGCUUAUGCUUCCUCAAGGGGAUCAAGCAGUACAGAAUAUGAUUAUGACAAUAACAACUCAAGAUCUGAGCUGUAUGAUUUGACGAGAUCCUCCGUCCAUGCCCGUACGUCUGUUUCGCCCUCAGGAAAUGCAGCUGAAUUGAUUGAGAAGCACCUUCCUAAUGGAGAUCUGUAUAUUGGGACUUUUGCUAACAAUACGCCUCAUGGAUCCGGUAAGUACUUGUGGAAAGAUGGGCGUAUGUAUGAAGGUGAUUGGCUAAGGGGGAAAGCCUCUGGAAAGGGUAAAUUUUCGUGGCCAUCGAGUGUGACUUUUGAAGGCGAUUUAAAGGCAGGUCGGAUAGAGGGUUCGGGCACUUUCGUUGGAUCUGACGGAGAUAUGUACAGAGGGUCAUGGUCGGUGGAUUGGAAGCACGGGUAUGGAGUGAAGCAUUACAAUAAUGGGGAUUACUAUGAAGGACACUAG
Molecule: messenger RNA, 756 nt
Organism: Olea europaea var. sylvestris
Lineage: Eukaryota; Viridiplantae; Streptophyta; Magnoliopsida; Lamiales; Oleaceae
Product: phosphatidylinositol 4-phosphate 5-kinase 3-like
Exons: 5
Coding region: 1-756 (251 amino acids)
Cellular component (GO): cytosol
Source: RefSeq, a predicted model, not a curated record